UAUUGUAGAACUCGACAUGGGUACCUAUUAUUAAUCCAUAUUAUGAUAAAAUAGUGUAUCUCACAUCAUGUUCAAGUAUCUGAUAUUUCAUCCGAUUCGUCGGGAACCGGAUUUACUGAAAGUGGUAUUGGAAUAGUUCGGAAUUAAAAUCGAGUAAUAUAAGUGUGUUUUAGAUUAUUUUUUAGUACUCAUUUUUAUUGUAAUUUUAGCGUAAUAAUAUUCAAAUAAUAAUAUUGUUGGUACCUAACGUUUUUAAGUUUUUUUUUUUUAAUACUUCUAUACGAACUAUUCAAUCUUAUUCUAUAAGUAGUUCAUGCAAUAUUAUUUUGAAUGUCUAUCUUUAAAAUAUUUUCUUACUAUCGGUGAUUUAUUAUUGUUAAUAAUAAUAUAAAAUAUUACAUAUAUGAAAGAAAAAAAGAUUAAGCUAGACGUCGGGUGGAAAUCAGAGCAGCGUGUGUGAACCGCUGCCAUGGUUGACGCAGUUUAUCGCGGUAACAUCGACGAAUUAUUGUCUGUGAUUAACCACCUGAAGAAAUACAUAAUCGCAUUCAUAAUCGUUCUGCUAGUUCUGUUAUCGGUGUUUCACUUCUCCAAAUUUUCAGUGCAUGUCGUGCCGCUGAUCAUCGUCACGUUAGUGCUGUUGCCGGCCGUCUACUACACGACCGUUCUCGUUCUGAAAUUCAGCACCAACGUAAUAGCUUCGAAUCAAGCCGGAGAAGUUUCGACUAUGAAUUCUAACAACAACCAACAAGUUUUAAAAACUCCCGACCUCCCGUACCCAAAUAGCCCGACCCCGCCGCCGACGUACGAGGAAGCGACGCGAAAUGACCAUUACUAUCAACCACAAUCAUGGUUGCCUUCAACUAGCAGCGGGUAUACCAGCAGUAACCAGUCGACUGUACCCGCUGUGUUCAGUGUCGAGUACCAGUACAAUGAUACCAUGUCAAAUGUUCACAGUGGAAGACCGGCUACAAGCAAGGCCAUAACAACACUCAAUCAGACUCCAGACAAUUACACGUCGUCGCACAAGACAACGAUCCAAAACAUUCCCAGUGUGACCAUAACUUUAGACAGCGAUCAACACCCAACUGAAAUUUAAUAAAAUAAUAACAGCCGUGAGUCCAACGCUGAGUAUCCAGAUUUGAAUUUAUUCGAAAUUAAGGGGUUUUUGGAUAUUUAUGAUAACUAAAAUAAAUUGAACAAUUUAGGUAAUUUGAAUUGUUAAGAUAAUCUAAAAAAUAUGGACAAUUGGAUUUUC
Messenger RNA from Melanaphis sacchari, 1258 nucleotides. RefSeq lists its product as uncharacterized. The coding region runs from base 470 to 1099 and encodes 209 amino acids. The record is from RefSeq and is a predicted model, not a curated record. Lineage: Eukaryota; Metazoa; Arthropoda; Insecta; Hemiptera; Aphididae. The transcript has 3 exons.